Messenger RNA from Populus euphratica (Euphrates poplar), 1044 nucleotides. RefSeq names its product 26S proteasome regulatory subunit. The record is from RefSeq and is a predicted model, not a curated record. Gene Ontology annotation, molecular function: protein binding. Gene Ontology annotation, cellular component: cytoplasm; nucleus. Lineage: Eukaryota; Viridiplantae; Streptophyta; Magnoliopsida; Malpighiales; Salicaceae. Gene Ontology annotation, biological process: proteasome regulatory particle assembly.
GAAGCAAAUGACAUGUCGUUACUGAAAAAAUCCCAAGCAGGCAUUAGAGGCCAUCCCAUCCCAGUACAGAACGAACAAAUUCAAAGACUCAUCACAAAUUUUGAAUUUCUUUCUUCUUCUUAUCCUCCUCCAAAAAGGAGACUCAAAAAGAAAAGGAAAUGGUGGGAGCGAACUUGAAAGCAGAAACAAUUAAACUGAUGGAGAAGAGAAGUGCUUUGGAAACUGAGAUGAAUGUCAUCAUCGACCCUCUCCCCCCCCCCCCCCGCCUCUGUCAGCCUGGCGGUCCUGGUCUCUCCGGCAACCUCGUCGAUUCUGAGGGUUUUCCUCGGUCGGAUAUUGAUAUCCCAGUCGUUAGAGCUGAACGACACCGACUUGCUGAGCUGCGGAAUGAUCAUAAGGAGAUUACAGAGAAAAUAAAUGAGAAUAUUCAAGUUCUUCAUUCAGCCAGGCUUGCAACCAAAGAUUCAGUGGCUGGCAAUGCUGUUCCAUCUGCAACUUCCCACAAUGUUGUUCUUAGAGAUUCUCCCAGUUCCAUGGAUGUGGACAUGAUGGCUAGCAUACCCUUUGCUGUGGUUGAUGAAAUUGCUGAUGCAUCCCCAACAGCAGAGGAUGGUCUGCAACUUGGAGAUCAACUUGUUAAAUUUGGUACUGUGGAAUAUCAAGUUGGUGAGAAUCUUUUGCAAAAGCUUGCGUCUGAGGCUCAGGCAAAUCAGGGUCAUGCAGUACCAGUGAUAGUUAUGAGGCAAGGUGCUCCCAUCAACUUAUCACUGACUCCUAGAGUGUGGCCUGGCAGGGGUCUUCUGGGAUGCAGUUUCCGGAUCUUAUAACUGUUUCUGGGAUAACAGGGAAGGUGGUUGGUUGGUUUUAUUGCCAGUUGCAACUCUGUUUCGGAUAAGCAUUAAAAAUUGUUUCUUCAGUUUUCAAGAAUCAGAUAUUGGUCUAGCAAGUUUUACUAUGCACUCUAAAUUUGUCUGACUUGAGCUUGUUUCAAAGAUGUCUGAAGAACUGCUUGAUGCUAAUUCAAUUGUCUUUGUUUAGCCUGCC